Messenger RNA from Grosmannia clavigera kw1407, 984 nucleotides. Its product is annotated as thioredoxin reductase trr1. Gene Ontology annotation, biological process: removal of superoxide radicals. The transcript has 3 exons. Gene Ontology annotation, cellular component: cytoplasm. Lineage: Eukaryota; Fungi; Ascomycota; Sordariomycetes; Ophiostomatales; Ophiostomataceae. Bases 1 to 984 code for a protein of 327 amino acids. The record is from RefSeq and is a predicted model, not a curated record. Gene Ontology annotation, molecular function: thioredoxin-disulfide reductase (NADPH) activity.
AUGCACAGCAAGGUUGUCGUUAUCGGCUCUGGCCCCGCCGCCCACACGGCCGCCAUCUAUCUGGCCCGUGCCAAUCUGAAGCCGGUCCUGUAUGAGGGCUUCAUGGCCAACGGCGUCGCCGCCGGCGGCCAGCUGACCACCACCACCGAGAUCGAGAACUUUCCCGGCUUUCCCAAUGGAAUCAUGGGCAGCGAGCUGAUGGAGAAGCUGCGCGCCCAGUCGGUGCACUUUGGCACCGAGGUCAUUACCGAGACCGUCGCCACGCUCGACCUGUCUGCCAAGCCGUACCGCUACACGCUUGAGUGGACGCCCGACGAGAUCCACACGGCCGAUGCCGUCAUCGUGGCCACCGGCGCCUCCGCCCGCCGUCUCGGCCUGCCCGGCGAGGAGAAGUACUGGCAGAACGGCGUCUCUGCCUGCGCUGUCUGUGAUGGUGCUGUGCCCAUCUUCCGUCAGAAGCCGCUCGUCGUCAUCGGCGGCGGCGACUCGGCCGCUGAGGAGGCCAUGUACCUUACCAAAUAUGCCAGUCACGUGACUGUCCUCGUCCGUCGCGACAAGCUCCGUGCCAGCGACAUCAUGGCCAAGCGCCUGCUGGCCCACAAGCAGGUCACCGUCCGCUGGAAUUCGGGCGGCGUUGAGAUCCAGGGCGACGGCAAGCUCAUGACCCACUUGGUCGUCAGGGACCACAAGACCGGCGAGCUCGAGACUCUCCAGGCCAACGGUCUCUUCUAUGCCAUCGGCCACGACCCUGCCAACAGCCUUGUCAAGGGCCAGGUCGACACCGACGAGGACGGCUAUAUCAUCACCAAGGCCGGUACCCCCCUCACCAGCAAAUCUGGUGUCUUCGCCGCCGGCGACGUUCAGGACAAGCGCUACCGCCAGGCCAUCACCAGCGCCGGCUCCGGCUGCAUGGCUGCCCUCGAGGCCGAAAAGUACCUCGCUGAUCUCGAGGCCGACGAGGCCGCCAAGGAGAGCAGCCUUUGA